AUGGCGUACCAUUCUGCAAAGAAACUUGACGAUCUCCGCUUCAAAGAUGACGGCCUUUCCACUCUCACUUCGGAAGAGCAAGAGAAAGUCGAACAGCUUGUGGGAAGAAAUUACACUGCGUACUUUCGUGUCAAAAAUCUAGACCCGGAAGUGCCACUGUUCCGCCAGAAACACGUUCACUACCUCAAACGAGGUCUGCAUCAUCUGUCUGAAGCUUAUGAAUGUUUGGACGCCAGCCGACCUUGGCUUUGUUACUGGAUCUUACACGGACUGGAACUACUCAAUGAAUCAAUAAGUCCUGAAGAAAUCUCUCGAACUGCUGAUUUUUUGAGACGCUGUCAAUAUCCUUCUGGGGGCUUUUCAGGGGGGCCGCAACAAGUUCCUCAUCUUGCUCCCACAUAUGCAGCUGUUUGCGCGCUCUGCAUCCUGGGGACGAAGGAGGCCUAUGACAUCAUCGACCGACCUAAGCUGAAGUCUUUCUUGCUGAGUCGCCGUACAGCUGAAGGCGCAUUUACAAUGCAUCGCGAUGGUGAGGUGGAUAUCAGAGGUGCAUACUGCGCUGUAGUUGCGGCGUAUCUUACAAAUAUCGUCACCCCAGAUUUGUUUGAGGGGACAGCGGAGUGGAUCACCAAAUGCCAGAGUUAUGAAGGUGGAUUUUCAGGAGAACCUGGUUUAGAAGCCCAUGGGGGAUAUACCUUCUGUGGAUAUGCCGCACUGGUUUUGUUGGGUAAACAGGAUUUAAUUGAUAACAAGCGUCUACUUCAUUGGGUGGCGAGUCGGCAGAUGCGUCUGGAGGGUGGUUUCCAAGGGAGAACCAAUAAACUGGUAGAUGGCUGCUAUUCUUUCUGGCAAGGUGGAAUAUUUCCUUUGCUUCAUACUGUUCUUGGUGCUACUACAGAUGGAAACUCACUGAGUAAUGAGAAAUGGAUGUUUGAUCAAGUUGCCCUUCAAGAUUAUUUGUUGAUGAACUGUCAGCUUCAUCACGGAGGACUUGUUGACAAACCUGGAAAAUCACGUGACUUCUAUCACACAUGCUACUGUCUCAGUGGUUUGUCUGUGGCUCAACACUUUGUCAACAAGAAUCAAAGCAAUCUAACGAUAGUAGGAGGACAAGAGAAUCAUCUGGCUCCCAUUCACCCAGUAUUUAACAUCGGUGUGCAUUGUGCAUCCCAGGCUUUGGCAUACUUCAGGAAACAGCCACUUCUGUGA
This is a messenger RNA of Porites evermanni, 1209 nucleotides long. NCBI's taxonomy places the organism in Eukaryota, Metazoa, Cnidaria, Anthozoa, Scleractinia, Poritidae. The record is from the annotation of a GenBank genome assembly.